AUGAUCACUCUCUCUCAGCAACUUAACAAUUCAGCUUUAGGAUGGGAUGUUGCAAAACAGCCAAACCCAUGUUUGUGGAAGGGAGUUACUUGCAGUAAGAGUUCCUUGAUAACGCAACUUUCGUUAUCUGGGUUUGCACUCUCUACAUAUAAUUUGCCUGUUGUUUGUGAGAUUAGUUCUUUGUAUUCACUUGAUCUUUCCAACAACGCUUUGAGCUCAAUUUCUGAGUUCAUCAAAGACUGUGGAGGGAUUCAUGGGCUAAAGUCAUUGAAUUUGAGCAAGAAUUGGUUGUCUGGUUCUAUUCCUAGCCACCUUGGAAAAUCUAAGGCUUUAGAGCAACUUGUGCUUUCUGAGAAUAAUUUCAGUGGUGAAAUACCUGAACAAAUUGCAGAUUAUGGGAACUUGACCUUGAUCGACUUUAGUGUCAAUAAUCUUUCGGGGUCUAUUCCUCAUAGAAUUGGAGAACUUGCAAACUUGGAAGUUCUAAUCCUCUCUGAGAAUAAUUUAAAUGGUGGAAUUCCAGCAAACCUUUCCAGUAUAUCAACCCUGUCGCGUUUUGCAGCCAAUCAUAACAAUUUUAGUGGUUCAAUUCCUGGUGGACUCACAAGAUAUGUGAAGAAUUUAGAUCUUAGUUACAAUAAGUUGACAGGGUCUAUUCUAGAAGACCUUUUGUCAUUUACAAAUUUGCAGACCGUGGAUUUGUCUUAUAAUUUGCUAGAGGGUUCAAUACCUGAUAAAAUGUCUCCAAGCUUGGUUAGGUUGAGAUUAGGAAGCAAUUCACUCAAUGGUGUGAUCCCUUCGGCGAAUUUUGCAACUCUGGAAAAAUUGACUGGCUUGGAGCUGGACAACAAUAGCUUCACUGGAAUGAUACCUCCAGAAUUGGGUGAUUGCCAAACUUUGACGCUGUUAAACUUGGCUCAGAAUAAACUGAAUGGUUCAUUGCCGGCACAAUUGGGUAAUCUCAAAAGUCUUCAAGUUAUGAAGCUUCAACUCAACAACCUGAGUGGAGACAUCCCUGUUCAGUUUUCCCUGCUAAAGAAUUUGUCUCAAUUAAACAUUAGCUGGAAUUCGCUGACUGGUUUAAUACCUUCUUCCUUUUCCAACUUGCAAGAGCUUACAAACUUGAACUUACAACACAACUAUCUCAGUGGUUCCAUACCUGACUCAAUCAGGAACAUGAAUUCUUUGAUAGAACUCCAACUUGGAGAAAAUCAGCUAAGAGGCCGAAUUCCAUCGUUGCCAGUGAAAUUGCAGAUUGCUUUGAAUCUGAGCAGCAAUCUCUUUGAAGGAUCUAUCCCACACAGCCUUUCUAGCCUGACUGGAUUGGAAGUUUUAGAUCUCUCAAACAACAAAUUCUCUGUUAAUUCUUUCUAA
Messenger RNA from Pistacia vera, 1374 nucleotides. RefSeq names its product probable LRR receptor-like serine/threonine-protein kinase At1g34110. NCBI's taxonomy places the organism in Eukaryota, Viridiplantae, Streptophyta, Magnoliopsida, Sapindales, Anacardiaceae. The transcript is spliced from 3 exons. The record is from RefSeq and is a predicted model, not a curated record. The coding region runs from base 1 to 1374 and encodes 457 amino acids. Gene Ontology annotation, molecular function: protein binding.